AACUAUACUAUGUCCAUUGUUUUACCUAGUUUACCCACCGGUGCUGAAGGCCCCGUCGUCAAGGCCAAGGUUACCACGCCCGUGCGUCGUCCCAUCGAGCCCGUCGGCCGCUACUUCCUCUCCCACGCCACCAGAACCUUGAGAGGUCACACCUGGUCUGAGUACGAGAAGUUGGAAGCUGAAAACAACGUCACUGCCGUCGAAGAAAACGUCGACGAUGACAUCGGUGACGAGGAUCAAGAUGAAGAGUUGUUGGAACACGACCCCAGAGACUGGAAAACUGCCGACUUGUACGCAGUGUUGGGAUUGUCCAAGUUAAGAUGGAGAGCCACCGAAGACCAGAUCAGAAGAGCCCACAGAAAGCUGGUUUUAAAACACCACCCAGACAAGAAGUCUGCUUCAGGAGGCUUGGACCAGGAUGGUUUCUUCAAGAUCAUCCAGAAGGCGUUUGAGGUGAUGUUGGAUCCAGUCAAGAGAAGACAAUUCGACUCUGUGGACGAGAACGCUGAUGUCAAGCCACCUUCGCCAAAGAGCCAAUACGACUUUAUUGAUGCCUGGGCGCCUGUUUUCGAGGCCGAGGGGAGAUUUUCCAAGACACAGCCUGUGCCUUCAUUGGGCACCAUGGACUCUACCAAGGAAGAAGUUGAAGGAUUCUAUGGAUUCUGGGGUAAAUUUGACUCCUGGAAAACCUUUGAAUUCAAGGACGAUGAUGUUCCUGAUGACACCGCCAACAGAGACCACAAGCGUUACAUUGAGCGUAAGAACGUCUCCAACAGAAAGAAGUUGAAGCAGGAAGACAAUAAGAGGGUCAUUGCCUUGAUCGAAAGAGCGUAUUCGGAAGAUCCAAGAAUCAAGAUGUUCAAGGAUGAGGCAAAGAAGGAGAAGGAAAGAAAGAAGUGGGAGAAGGAAGCCGGUAGUAGAAAGGCUGCUGAAGAGGCUGCUGCCAAAAAGGCUGCUGAAGAAGAAGCUGCUAAAAAGGCUGCUGAAGAGGCUGCUUCUGCUAAGCUUACUGGUAAAAAGGCCAAAGAAGCCGCCAAAAACGCCAAAAAGAAGCAAAAGAGAUCCAUUAGAGGUUGUGGUAAAGAUGCCGAUUACUUUGGUGAUGCCGGUAAAGCUAGUGAUGUUGAUGCUGACUUGGAUUUGAUUGUCGACAAGUUGGACGAUGUUCAAUUGGCUGAUGUAGCUGCUAAAGUCACCGGUGUGGAUGCUGCUGGUGUCAAGAGUGCUAUUUCUGCCGCUGCCGAUGAAUUAGCUGGUGCCGGUAAGUUGGACAAGUCCUUCUUGAAGUACUUCUCGUAAGUUUUCAUAACUCUAUACAACCAAUAUACUAUACAAGUUAUUAAUGCGAAUCUUCACAUUCCCGGGUUUCUCCACAAACGUACGUUCUUACUCUUCGUCAUCUGAUACUUCAAUCUUCUUACCCAAGACCGAUCCUUUCAAAUGGUAGUGCUGCUUUCUCAUCUCCUCAAACUUCUGAUGUUUCUCCUUCGCUGUUAAUGGCUUUUCUGGCUCUGGUUCGUCUUGCUGGGCAUUUUGGUCCUGGAGAAUCUCCCCACCUCCAAGAGAUUGUACCUUGUGGGUAUCGUGUUCCGCCGAUUCGCCCAAUUCAAACCCAGGGAUUUCCUCUUCAUCAUCGUCUUGAUAGUAUUCCCCCGUAGGAUCAAAUCCUCGCUCAUACGGAGUCUUGGGCUCAUCUAUCUUCAUGGUGGCAGCCUUCUCUUGCUCAGUCUGGUACAAAUUCACCUCGUCCCACUUCAAGUGAUCGGGAUAUGUCUUUUUACCUUGAUCCAGUUGUUGCUUCUUUGCAACAGCGAUCUUAUUGCGUAUCAAGUCACCUUUGGAGUUCAGGUUCUGGGCCAAAUUGGAGUUCAACCGUGUGUUCCUUAUGACCUCUUGGCGAUCCAACUUGUCACUUGAAGUGUGUUUGGGCUCGACCUCGGCCUUAUUUCUUAAAAUUCCUCUUGGUUCGUCCAUCCUUUUCAGUUUA
This is a messenger RNA of Yamadazyma tenuis ATCC 10573, 1987 nucleotides long. Lineage: Eukaryota; Fungi; Ascomycota; Pichiomycetes; Serinales; Debaryomycetaceae. The record is from RefSeq and is a predicted model, not a curated record.